Molecule: messenger RNA, 1026 nt
Organism: Struthio camelus australis
Lineage: Eukaryota; Metazoa; Chordata; Aves; Struthioniformes; Struthionidae
Product: actin-related protein T2-like
Source: RefSeq, a predicted model, not a curated record
AUGUUUAAUUCAAAAGCUUUGGGUAUUUCAGCUGUUAUUUUUGACAGUGAGUCACAAGCGUGUAAGGCUGGGCUCUCAGGGGAAUCUGGCCCAAGACAUAUUAUUCAGUGUGUCAUUAGGCAUCCUAAGGAAGAAGUGUCAGUGUCAGAAGAGAGUCAGAAGGGAUGGUGUGUGGGAGAGGAAGCCCAGCACAGACCAGAGGUGUUGUCUUUGAAUUAUCCUGUUGAAAAUGACGUAGUUACGUUAUGGGAUGACAGGGAGAGGAUUUGGAUGCUCAUCUAUGAACAUGAAAUGGCAAAACAAGCAACUGAGAGGCCAGCGCUAAUGACUGAGAGCCCUCUGAGCCCUCUAGAGAACAGAGAAAAACUAAUACAGUUGCUAAGGUUCAGGGUGCCUGCCUUUUAUGUGUCUGCCCAAGCCAUCCUGUACACACUCUGUGCCUCGGGGCGCAUCACAGGCCUAGUCACAGACAGCAGGCAUAGCGUAACCCACCCGAUAGCAGUCUACAAAGGGUGCUGCUUACCCCAUGCAGUCUCGAGGCUGGACAUUGCAGGCAGAGACAUUACAGAGCUGCUCACAAUGCUAUUUUUGGAAACGGAACCUUCUUAUGCAAAAUUUAUGGAGAAAAACAGUUUUGUGGAAGAUGUCAAGGAUUGUGCAAUAUGGCUACAGGCGCGGAGCAGGAGCUGGCCAAGAAGCCAGAAAGCAUACAGGCCGCCCAGCAGAAGUGCUGUGAGGAUUGGCACUCUGCUCUUCCAAGUAUCUGAGGUCCCCUUUGAGCCACACAGAACCAGCAGCGAGGGACCUAGCCUUCCUAGGAUGUUUUCCCACAAUGUUAAAAAAUGGGAUGGCAGCGAUUGUAACGCUUCAUAUAGGAACAUGGCGCUGUCUGGACACUCAUCUCUUUUUAACAGAUUAGACAAGUGGAUUUUAAAGGCAUUAGAAUACCAGGUCCCCAAAGGUGUUCCUAUAAAGAUUAUAGCCCCUGAAGACAGACAAUUUUCUUCCUGGAUUGGUGUUUCCUGA